Messenger RNA from Pseudogymnoascus destructans, 722 nucleotides. It is a transcript of the gene SMG1, whose product is annotated as Serine/threonine-protein kinase smg1. The record is from RefSeq and is a predicted model, not a curated record. The transcript is spliced from 4 exons. Gene Ontology annotation, molecular function: RNA binding. Bases 30 to 281 code for a protein of 83 amino acids. Gene Ontology annotation, biological process: spliceosomal snRNP assembly; mRNA splicing, via spliceosome. Gene Ontology annotation, cellular component: U5 snRNP; U1 snRNP; P granule. Lineage: Eukaryota; Fungi; Ascomycota; Leotiomycetes; Thelebolales; Thelebolaceae.
GCAGCAUAUACACAACCCCGCCUCUCACAAUGCCUCAAGCUCAGCCCGAGCUUAAGAAGUACCUCGACAAGAGGCUCUUCGUCCAGCUCAAUGGAAGCCGAAAAGUUAUCGGAGUUCUUCGCGGAUACGAUGUGUUCUUGAAUAUCGUGCUCGACGACGCAGUUGAGGAGAAGGAUGGUGGAGAGAAGGUCAGAAUAGGUAUGGUGGUUAUUCGUGGCAACUCGGUUGUUAUGUUGGAGGCACUCGAGAGGAUAGGCGGCGAUCGCCAGGACCGCGGAUGAGCAUGCAGUAGGGAUGUUGGGAUAAUAUGCAAUUUGCUACGGAGGUGCGGCGUGAGCGGUGUCAAAAGGUUCAGACUGGACCUACACAUACGGUGGGGUUGGACAGUGACGCAUUGGGCGGAGGCGUAAAGGCUGUUAAGCUUAUAGGCAACAACAUACGAAUACCAUGGGAAGACAUCGCGCCCACCUGCAACUCGCUUUGAAUUCUUACGUAUAGUGCAGUGACAUGGUGAAUUGUGGGAGAAAAUCGGUUGAGCCGUUGACAGCACACCGACAUUUCGAAUGAGCUGCAGGUACUGCAAUGCUAGAGCACAAGCAGAAUAAUCGCACCAUAUUCACAAAUGCGGCUUUUUUGACUGCCUGGAAACAGAAUUAUGUUGAGCAGCAUAGCCACAAUUACGCGGCCUUCGGGUUCUAUUUGGUGUUAACCUGGUCGAGUUG